AACAGCCAUGAUGAAUGUAAGGGGCUUUCAUACGAAGCUUUGGGAUUCAAGCGAUCUACUUAAUCCUGCUCAAAUACUGGUGGACCUUCAUUUCCUAGGGUUUCCAAACCGAAGAAGAAAUCAAGAAAGUGAAUCAGCAAUGUCCUCGCAUCGAAAGCGUCUCAUCGACGACGAACCCUCCCGCUCCACCUCCGGCAAGCGCCAGCAGCACAGCUCUCCUUCUCCUUCUCGCCGCCCGUCCUUUCCCUCCUACCUCGACAUCCCCAACCUACCACCCAAGAUCCGCCUUUUAUGCGAGAUCAUCGCCACUUCAACCUCCCUUGAAUCAUCCCUCAACGAUUUCGGCAUCCGCAUAUCCGCCAAUGACGUCGAAGAAGUCCUCAAGCUCUCCUAUUCCUACCCCGCCGCUGCUGUCAAGUUCUUCCGCUGGAGUGGUCCCCGUCUCCAUCACCAGCACUCCCCUUACUCAUGGAAUCUCGUUAUCGACAUCCUGGGCAAGAACCUCCUCUUCGACGCCAUGUGGGAUGCUGUGGCUUCCAUGAAAUCCGAAGGACUUCUUUCCGUCGCCACCUUCGCCUCCAUCUUCUCCUCUUUUGCGGCUGCAAGCCGCCCCGCAGAUGCAAUUGCUGCUUUCGAAUCCCUUUUGCGCCAACACGGCAUCCCCCAGGAUACCACAUCAUUGAAUUCCCUCUUGUCGGCGCUCUGUCGUGAAGGUUUCACGUUAGCUUCACUUGAGUUCAUCCGCCGUAGUCGCCUUGGAAUCCCGCUCGAUUCUGAUUCCUAUGCCAUUCUCCUUGAAGGUUUUGAGAAUGAGAGAAAUUAUCGGAGCGCGCGCGAGUUGUUUGAUGAAAUGAUUCUUGCGAUUGGUUGGGAUCCAAGCAAUGUUCCAGCUUAUGAUUCCUUCCUCAACAUAGUCCUAUGCGAUGAUGGAGGUGGUCUCUAUGAAUCUCUGAGGUGGCUGGCUAUGCUGAGGGAGAAAAGAUGCUUCCCUGGCAUAAAGUUUAUCGGUAAAGCCAUUGGUGAGUGUGUUAAGCUCAGUGAUGAACGGACGGCAAUCCUGCUCUGGAAUUCUCUUGUAGGAAGAAAUGGAUGCUUGCCCAAUACUGAAUUAUGCAAUUCAAUGAUCUCUCUCUAUUGUAAUUUGAAUCAGUUGGAUGCUGCUUAUAGAUUCUUCGAUGAUAUGGUCUUCUAUGGUGCGUUUCCAGACGCAAAAACUUACAAUUUGAUGCUUCCACUUCUGAUUAAUAACAAGAAGCUUAAAGAAGUGCAAUUGUUGCUUAAUGAGAUGGUGAAGAAUGAGUUUGCUCCAAGCUCAGUAAUUUGUGAUGCUACUAUGAAACUGCUCUUGGAUUCGGGGGAUUUGGAAAUGGCUUUGAAGGUCUGGAAGAUUAUGACUGAUAAUGGGAUUGCUGGGGAGCAGAUUGGGAACUCGCUGAUUGCGCAAUUGUGGUAUGGAAACCAGUUGCCAGAAGCAUGCAAAUAUGCAGAAGAGAUGAUUGAUAAAGGGAUCAAAUUGCAGUCAUCAACACUGUCAAAGUUGAGGCGAGGCCUUCAGCCAUUGGGUAAGUCUCAUAUAUAUGAUAACAUCCUUAGCAAAUGGAAAAAGGUCUCCAGCGACCAAAUUUUGUAGACUUGCAAUGCUUAGAUGUUAACUGCUCUGGUAAUGUUACUAAUGUUCCAAUUGCUCACCUCCAUUAUUUUGACUUUUCUAUGUUGAGAGAACUUUAUUGAGUUGCAACCUCUUUAAUUAGAUACUGCAAAUCACUUUGAUCUUAACUAUAAUGCGGAGCCUUUGGGUAGUUUGGUUACCAAAGAUUUGCGAGAAUAAAUUUAAUGUCUCUUGUAAAAUUUCGUAGAAAUGAAUAGAGAAUCAGGCUUUAUAAAGUUGACUCCAAAAGUUUGGGAUAA
Molecule: messenger RNA, 1908 nt
Organism: Dendrobium catenatum
Lineage: Eukaryota; Viridiplantae; Streptophyta; Magnoliopsida; Asparagales; Orchidaceae
Product: pentatricopeptide repeat-containing protein At1g77360, mitochondrial
Exons: 1
Coding region: 8-1630 (540 amino acids)
Molecular function (GO): protein binding
Source: RefSeq, a predicted model, not a curated record